AUACUAGUGACUGCUGUUAUCAAGAUGGCGCUGCGGCCAGGGUCUGGAGGAGGCAGCAGCUUUAUGUUUCCUGUUGGAGGGGGCCUGGGACCUCCACAAGGAAUGGUCCCCAUGCAGCAACAGCAGCCACAGCAAGGCUUCCCGAUGGGUCCUGUCAUGCAGCCGAACAUGCAGGGCAUGAUGGGAAUGAACUUUGGGGGACAAAUGCCCCCAGGUGCCAUUCCUAUGCAGGGUGGGAUGGCGAUCGGGAUGCAGACCCCCGGGAUGCAGUUCUUGGGUCAACCGCAGUUCAUGGGCAUGAGACCCGCUGGACCACAGUUCACCGCUGACAUGCAGAAACAAAUGGCUGAGGAGCACCAAAAACGUUUGGAGCAGCAGCACAAGAUGCUGGAGGAGGACAGAAAAAGAAGACAAUUUGAAGAGCAGAAACAAAAGCUGAGGCUGCUGAGCAGCGUCAAACCCAAGACGGGGGAAAAAAGUCGAGACGACGCCUUGGAGGCAAUCAAAGGGAACUUGGACGGGUUUAGCAGGGAUGCAAAAAUGCAUCCAACUCCGUCAUCUCAGACCAAGAAGCCAGACUCAUCGCCAUCACACCCGUCUGUCACCACUCAUUCCUUCCCCUCUGCUUUGACUGAGGAUAAUGAUGAGUUUAGUGACUUUCAGGGGCCUUUAGACGCCCCCGCCUCCUUUCCUGCACCCACCUCCUCCUCUUCCGACUUCAGCCUCUCCUCACAGGCCCACGUUCAGCCCUCGUCCUCUGCCAGCAAAGGUUUUGAUGAGGACAAUGACGAGUUUAGUGACUUUGUUCAGGGACCUGUAAACACUUUUAGUUCCUCUAAUGUCCACCUCUCCUCUCAAGCCCAACCAUCAUUCCCUUCCUCACAACCCCCCACCACCUCCCACCACUCUGCUGUCAUCAGCUCACAGCCUACGUUUCAAGGCCCGUCCCUGGAAGAGAAGCUGUUCUCCUCGUGCGAUCUUACCGCUGAUAAAACGGCUCAUGUUAGCUUUAAAUCCAAGCAAAGUUUGGCUCAAAUGACUCCCGGGACUAAAGUUUCAUCCCAGUUUCAUGCCAGCCCUAAAGCCAGGAACUGGGCUGCAGCCCCCGAGGACUUGAGUUCUGCCUUUGUCACAGAAAACCUGCGAGAAGCCCCGGUGUCUGCACCCUGCCUCCCCCCGUCAGCCGCGGGCCUGUCUGGUGACAGUGGCGGCGUUGCAGUGUACCCACAACAAGAGCACAUCCAGUCCUUGCUGCCAUCCUGGAUUUACAACGACAGCCUCGUCCCCGACAUGUUUAAGAAGGUUCUUGAGUUCACGAUGACUCCAGCAGGGAUAGACACAGCCAAGCUCUACCCAAUAUUAAUGUCAUCGGGCCUUCCCAGAGAAGCACUGGGGCAAAUCUGGGCGUCAGCCAACCGCACAACGCCUGGCAUGCUGACCAAGGAGGAGCUGUACACUGUGCUGGCACUAAUUGGCGUGGCGCAGAGUGGCCUCCCAGCCAUGAAUGUGGAAAUCCUCAGUCAGUUUCCCUCUCCACCUGUGCCCAACCUGCCAGCCUUGUCAUUGGCCAUGGCCCCCGUCAUGCCCCAGCACCAGCAGCCCAUAAUGACCCAGCCCCCAGUCUCCAUGUCCAUAGCAGCUCCGGUCAUGGCUAUGGCACCCACCGCACCUGCACAACCAGCUGCUAACACAAAUUUCAUUGCUUCUUUCCCACCUGCACAGGCGACCAAAAUCGAGGAUGAUGAAUUCCAGGACUUCCAGGAGGCUCCAAAAGCAGGAACGGGAGACCAAGCCUUCACAGAUUUUCAGGAGUCUGGAGGAGGUUUUCCCAGUAGCAGUGUGCACCAAAACAGCACACCUGCCAUGCUGACUCCAGUGUCUGGUUCCUCCUCUUCCUCGUCCACCGAUAAGUACGCUGUGUUCAAGCAGCUGUCUGUGGAUCAGCCUGCAGAGCCCACGCCUGCCUCAGAUGUUGGAGAUAAAUACAGUGUAUUCAGACAACUGGAACGACCUGCUGACAAGAAACCAGUCGGGGAGGGAUUUGCAGAUUUCAAGUCUAUCAGCACCGAUGACGGCUUCACAGACUUUAAAACCGCCGACAGCGUCUCUCCACUAGAGCCGUCCGAUCAGGCCAAGAUCUUUCAACCUGCCUUUCCCUCUGCUUUCCCAAACUCUCAGACUCUACAACUUUCACAGCAGCAGCCAGCAGUGUCUGUUUCUCAGAAAAUCCCCCAAAAUCCCCUCAACAUGGCCGACCUGGACCUUUUCUCCUCCAUGGCUCCCUCCGUUCCUGCCCCCACUGAGGCGAAACCCAACACAUUCCCCUCUGUAUCUGUGCCCCCGUCUUUAGUGCUCCUGCCUGGUGGGGCCAAACUUCCAGGAGGAGGCACAGAUGAUUUUGGUGACUUUGCCCUCUUUGGCUCUUCUUCUGACACCACUCAAGCUUCAGCACCAGGAGGAGCUGCAGCACCUCAGGAUGACUUUGCAGACUUUAUGGCGUUUGGCAGUUCUAGUGGAGAGCCAAAAGGCGAGAACAGCACGGGGGUCCAAUCGGAGACCUCCACAAAACAGCCUCAGCAGAGCUCUGACAAGUACGAUGUGUUCAAACAACUGUCUCUGGAAGGAGGCCUUUCCUACGACGACACAAAGGAGAGCGGUGGCGGCUCCUUCUCUUCCCUCAAGAGUGACACGGAUGACUUUGCUGACUUUCAUUCGUCAAAAUUCUGCACGGCACUCGGUGCUUCAGAAAAGACUUUGGUGGACAAGGUGGCCGCUUUCAAACACGGCAAGGAAGACUCCGCCUCCGUCAAGUCCCUCGACCUCCCGUCCAUCGGCGGGAGCAGCGUGGGGAAGGACGACUCCGAGGAUGCGCUCUCGGUGCAGCUGGACAUGAAGCUGUCGGACAUGGGAGGAGAACUGAAGCAUGUGAUGUCAGACAGCUCUCUGGAUUUGCCAGGCCUCUCGGCCCACCAGCCCCCAGCUACAGAAGGAGACGAGAUGAAAUUUGAUCCGUUUGGAACGUCGGGUCUCAGCAGUCUGGCCAACUACGACUGGUCAGAGCGCGAGGAAAGUCAGAAUGAGCUCAGGAGGUCACAGGGCUUGGAAGGAGCUUCUUUUCCAUCCUUAGUCCCAUCACAGAAGACGGAGCUUAGCUUCGGCAGCACUGAAAACAUCCCAAACAGUUCUGUGGCAAAGAUCACCACCUCCCUAACCACAGAGAAGAGCUCGUCUGCGGGAGACAAGUUCGAGGCCUUUGCCGACUUCGGCUCCGCUGACCGAGGCAGCGCCAGCGACGAUUUUGGAGACUUUGCCAGUACCGUUUCUGGAAAGUCCAACUUGCCUGCUGUCACUGCAGAGGCGGGAUCUGAAGGAGCCCAAACUGAGACUUCAGAAGAGUUUGGUGCCUUCCAGGGGGACAAGCCUAAAUUUGGCAAGUCGGACUUUUUGAAAGCCAGCGCUCAGACCAAAGUCAAGUCCAGCGAGGAGAUGAUCAAGAACGAGCUCGCAACCUUUGACUUAUCUGUUCAAGGUUCCCACAAACGCAGCCACAGUUUGGGCGAGAAAGAGAUCGGACGUUCUCCUCCGUCUCCAGCUCCAGAGCAGCCUUUCAGGGACCGAUCCAACACCCUGAACGAGAAGCCCACCCUGCCCGUCAUCAGGGACAAGUACAAAGACCUGACAGGGGAGGUGGAGGAAAGUGAGCGUUAUGCAUACGAGUGGCAGAGGUGUUUGGAAAGUGCUCUGGAGGUCAUCACCAAAGCGAACAACACCCUGAACGGGAUCAGCAGCUCGUCUGUCUGCACCGAGGUCAUCCAGUCUGCUCAGGGCAUGGAGUACCUGCUGGGCGUGGUGGAGGUGUACCGUGUCACCAGGCGAGUGGAGCUGGGCAUCAAGGCGACGGCGGUUUGCUCAGAGAAGCUGCAGCAGCUGCUGAAGGACAUCAGCCGCGUGUGGAACAACCUCAUCAGCUUCAUGUCGCUGGCCAAGCUCGUACCUGAUGAAAGCUCCCUGGAUUUCUCCUCCUGUAUUCUGAGGCCCGGCAUCAAGAAUCCCAAAGAGCUGGCUUGUGGAGUUUGUCUGCUCAACGUUGACGCUCGCAGCAAGAAGAGGGAAGGAAGCGCUAUUGGACGUCUGAUUAAAAGAGCUUUCAACUCGGAGACGGACAACUUCAAGCUGUUGUACGGGGGCCACCAGUACCACGCCAGCUGUGCCAAUUUCUGGAUUAACUGUGUGGAGCCCAAACCUCCGGGCCUCAUCCUGCCUGACCUGCUCUGAGCUGCCAUGGCAACAGUGAAGGAGAUUAUUAACUUCAAGCAGGCGGAGUGGCUGGUCGCAUCACGCUGAGAACGAAAGGAAGGACGUUUAAAGUCACUGGAUCCUGUUGUAUUCUUCUUCUGUUUUAAAUCUUGACACGUGUUUCCUUCUUUGCAGAUUUUACCCUCUUAUCAGCUCUUUCAUACAGAUCACUUAGACGGUUGGGGACGUCACAUUUAAAUUACUAAUGCUGCUUUAUUUUAUCUGAUGAUCACUGCCCAGUAAGGUAAUAUUAAAAAUAUUUAACACGGUUGUAUUUAAAUGAUUAAAUGGUGCAAUAGCAUUAAGAACACUGGCUAAU
Messenger RNA from Nematolebias whitei (Rio pearlfish), 4615 nucleotides. It is a transcript of the gene synrg, whose product is annotated as synergin, gamma. Gene Ontology annotation, molecular function: protein binding. The record is from RefSeq and is a predicted model, not a curated record. Lineage: Eukaryota; Metazoa; Chordata; Actinopteri; Cyprinodontiformes; Rivulidae. Bases 25 to 4275 code for a protein of 1416 amino acids. The transcript is spliced from 23 exons. Gene Ontology annotation, cellular component: clathrin coat of trans-Golgi network vesicle.